AUGCCAGGCCACUACAACAAGCGCGGCGGAGGACGCAACUUUGUAAGCACAACCCUGCUGCAAGUCUCUCUGGUAAUGCACGCUAACGACGUAAUGUAUCAGAGACCACCAAAGCCCACGGUCGAGGAGCGCGUGGAGCAGAAGAGAAAAGACUUUCAAAAAGCGCAGGCGGAGCUCCUGCAGGCCGAAGAGCUUCACUGGGCGCGCGCCCAUUCCUUGGAGCUCCUGACGGCGAUGCCCGAUGGGCUCGACAAGGAGGCCUUCAAGCGCAUGCUCCGCGCCUUCCAAACCUUCCCAAAAGACAAGCCGGAGCUUGUCGCUGCCGAGGGCCCGACCGUGACCGACGAGACGCCCGCCGCCGCCACGACCGACAACAUCGAGUAA
Molecule: messenger RNA, 384 nt
Organism: Colletotrichum destructivum
Lineage: Eukaryota; Fungi; Ascomycota; Sordariomycetes; Glomerellales; Glomerellaceae
Exons: 2
Coding region: 1-384 (127 amino acids)
Source: RefSeq, a predicted model, not a curated record